UACCGGAGUCUUCCCCCAUAAGAAUAUUCGAGAUAAUGUAGGGGAGAUCACUCCCGGUUUAUAUUAUAAUGUGAUCUACAUGGAAAUUACCAUCGCAUUGAUUUUUUAAACUGCAGGCUUUGGCUUCCCACGAUACAAGAUGGCGUCAGAUUAGUUAGUGUUUUAAGAUUCCUUCUCAUUUGUGCCAUAAUUCUAGUCUAGUAGGCUUAGAUCUGUACGGAAAUAUUUAUUUGAAACAAAAAAUCACAGUAGCUGCAAUUCUGAAUGGAAGGAAUUGCUUCACGAAGUCAUCUGGACCAAACGACACUAAAUAUUAUCAAUUAUCUCGAGAAAAGAAAUGGCAUUUGUCAAAUAAAUCAUGAUGUCAGACCUCCAGCUGAGCGCUCAGUGGUUCUCAUGUGGGAACAGAAGAAUUCUCUGUUGCUGCCAGAAGAUCUCAAGAAUUUUUUCCUCACAAACAAUGGCUUCCACUUAACUUGGUCAGUAAAAAUUGAAAGCCUAACAAUUCCAGUUGGGAACAUGAGCAUAUGUUCCAUUGGGCAGAUGGUGCCUGUACAUAUCAACUCCAUUGAGGGAACUCCUAGUCAGCCCUCCCUCUGGGAUCUGGAAUGGGAUGAUGAUACAACUGGUAAAAGAGUUCCUAGUUUUACUAAAAACAAAAUCUUCCAGUUAGAUUCAUGUGAAGGCUAUGGCAAGGCCUGUCUAGUCUACACAACUUCUGAACAUGAUUUUAAAACAGAGUAUUGGUUUUUGGACCGCUCUUUAAAAUGGCACUAUUUGUGUCAUAGCUUCCAGGCCUACUACCGGUUGAUGCUAAUGCACCUAGGGUUGCCACAUUGGCACUUAGCUUUCACAGAUGUUGGGCUGCCACCAACAGCCAAGCAAUGGUUUAACCUGUAUGCUCCAGUUCGACUUGAAGUGGACACUGAGUGUGAGACCAACCACACAGCUGAUGAAACUGUUACGUCUUCACCUCUAGAUUUAAACAAAAUUUUCAAAGGGAAAAAUGAACGCAAAAAGCCGGCAGUUCCACCUGGCAACAUGGGAAACAAAAGAAAGCCAGCAGUGUCUUCAGCCAGAUCGGCCACAUCUUUGGGAAAGACCAUGGGGCCAGUUGCCAAUCAGAGAUAAUGCAACAGCAGUUGUGCAGCAAAUAUAUCAUUACAUUAAAGAAAAUUGUAUACUUUGCAAUG
Molecule: messenger RNA, 1193 nt
Organism: Physella acuta
Lineage: Eukaryota; Metazoa; Mollusca; Gastropoda; Physidae
Product: tubulin polyglutamylase complex subunit 2
Biological process (GO): protein polyglutamylation
Source: RefSeq, a predicted model, not a curated record